Daphnia carinata is the source of this 2642-nucleotide messenger RNA. Its product is annotated as TRAF-type zinc finger domain-containing protein 1-like. NCBI's taxonomy places the organism in Eukaryota, Metazoa, Arthropoda, Branchiopoda, Diplostraca, Daphniidae. Gene Ontology annotation, molecular function: zinc ion binding. The coding region runs from base 209 to 2377 and encodes 722 amino acids. The transcript has 9 exons. The record is from RefSeq and is a predicted model, not a curated record.
GGAGUAUGAUUACCAGUAUAUACUAGGAACUGAUAAAAGUUGAUUAAAUUUUUGUUGACUCAUAUUUCACCUCAGCUAGGCAGGAAGAGCGUUUUUUUUUCUUUGCAAGUAGUCAUUUGGGGCUUAAUUUGCCCAGAACCACAAGUUACCUAAGUCUUAUUUCUCGUAAUCCACUAACCUACCAAUUCACGGGGGAAAUCACUCCACAAUGGCUGAUGAAACAUCAUUUUGCAAGCAUUGCAAACGAUCUGUGUCCUCGGCAACCUUCACCCUACAUUCAACUCACUGUGAAAGAUUCAUACAAAUAUGCCUAAGCUGCCAAGAACCCAUUCCCAAAGCUCAGAUGGAGCAGCAUACAAAUGAUGUUCAUAAAGUAAUUGACUGCAAGGAUUGCAAAGAGAAAAUAGAGAGAGGGGCUGAAAAUGAUCAUAUGGCCAAUCACUGUGCCAAAAGACUCAUCCCAUGUGGAUACUGUGAAAUGCAAUGUACCGCUGCUACAAUACAAGGCCAUGAACUUGCUUGUGGGAGCAGGACUGAAAUGUGUGACAUAUGCAAAAAUCACAUUCUUAUUCGAAUGUUAAAGACUCAUGAGGAACUGCACAAGGGCAGCAGCAUAAAACCUACUGAUCAACUUAAAAGCAUGGAUAAAACAAGUGGGAUUAAAGAAGUAUUAUCAUCAAAUUUGGAAUCAGAAAUGGCUGUUCCAAAGUUUCGUAAUGUAGUCUGUCAAAAUAUCUUACAAGCUUCUGCUGCUUUACCCAGCAUACAGCAUUCAGAAACAAAGAAAAAAUGUGAUACCUUUGCACAUGGAAUGGAGGAUAAGGAAAAAUGUCUUCUUCCGUGUGAAUUUUGUGGAACAUUGUACUUUGCUGACCAAUUAGAGAAGCAUCAAAUGGCAUGCAAUUGGAACAAAGGAAGUUAUCCUCGUAGCGAGGCGCGUGCCACGUCUGAACAACCUACCAGUUCUUCUCCCACAUUUGACAGAGAAGUAGGUUCUUUCAACAAAGACGAAGAAUACUGGUCUCGUUAUGUGGUAGCUUCUUCAAAUACGAAGGGAAGCAUGGUUGAAGAAGAAAUUAGUAUUCCGUGCGAAAUCUGUGGAAUUCCAUUUCCGAUGUCAUGUUUAGAGCUUCAUGAGAUUGCAUGCAAAUUUUCGAGCAUGUCUACCCAGACUGAAGUCCCCGUACACGGAAAAGAAUCCUCAACGCAACGUCCAGCAAGCCCUUACGAAGUUGAUAGCGAUUACUGGUCCCAGUACACGGCUGUAGCGUCUGCUGAUGAAGAAGACAUAGCUGUAGAGGAAAUAAGUAUCCCAUGCGAAAAUUGUGGAACGCCUUUUCCCAUAUCAUCUUUGGACAUCCACGAAAUAUCUUGCAAAUUUUCAAAAGAUGCCACCAAAAGCGGAAAAACAAGUCAAAUGAAAGAGAAAAUAGGAUCAGUAGAUUCGACACCCUUACGUCAUAAUACGCCAGCAUUUCUACCGUGCUCUUUCUGCAAUGUUGUUAUUUCAUCAAGCACUUUGGAUAUGCAUGAGGCUAGAUGUCGUUCGUUCUCUGAGCAGCAACAAUUACGUCGUUCGCUACGUACUAAAGUACAACCCGCCCUCAAGAAAGAUCCGCCAAAAAAUACCCGCAUAGAAAACGGUGUUCAGCGUACUGUACGCAAUAAUGCCCUCUUGGCUACUGAAAACCGUUUACCGACAACUCCCAAGAUUCAGCAGUCCCAGUACGCCGUUAUUCAACUUCCAAACGGACAAGAAAUCUUGAAGAAACGGAAUCCGUCUUUUGGUCCAAAUGAAAUAAAUAUUGGCCAUGUCUUGGGUCACGGGCAACCCCAAGAACUUAGGGAUGAUGAUACAUCGAUUCUACAUACGGCUGUCUAUACUAAUCGCAGCAAUGGUUUUGGAGGUUCCAACUUUGACCUCAAGCCUAACGGGAUGGAAACGAAAAAAAGCAUGUUUAAUGAAUACGAUCACCAAAAGCAUCCAGCACCGAUGAACUGUGCUAAAAAAAGUGACGCAUCAGGGGUUAUUCAAAAAGGGAAUCGUGCGCAGAAAAAUAAUGGGAUAGCUGCAACUGAUCACAACGUUGGAAUGCGCUUUACCAAAAAGCCCAACGCUGCAUUCAAGAAUUAUGUUUACCAACCCGAUCCAGAAAAUAAGCUUGGCGGAGGAAAUAGCCCUGCCCGUGAUAGACGCGAACCCCGAAAUGCGAUGGCCCCGGAAUUUUAUUUCCGAACGGAAAAUCCUGCAGAGGUCGGUCACCAGAAUCAAAGAAACGGCGAAAUUGUUGGCGAUAUUCAACAAAAUGCAAGGGAUUACAACAAUUCUCUUGGGGCGAGACCCAAGCGGCCUCAAAGACCGGCAGACAAGUUUUAAAGUGAAACCCUUAUUUCUUAUCCUUGGAGCUCAUUUUGUGCCAAUGCUUAUUCUUCUAUUCAGCACAAAUUCGCGUGAUUCGAAGCCUCUUGUCAAUAAUAUCGUAAGAAUUUUGUCGGGUAACUAACAAAUAGGGCGUCAAAGAAUUAUAGUUAACAAAGAAUUUUUCGUUCCGUUUUUGAAACUUCGGUGGUGGGCAUCAAGUUAUGUUGUAUUAUUGUUAAAUGAUUCUCAAUACAGAAAUCUGUCUCAGAACGUCACACAA